Messenger RNA from Salarias fasciatus (jewelled blenny), 4136 nucleotides. It is a transcript of the gene pbxip1b, whose product is annotated as pre-B-cell leukemia homeobox interacting protein 1b. Bases 135 to 2765 code for a protein of 876 amino acids. The transcript is spliced from 11 exons. Lineage: Eukaryota; Metazoa; Chordata; Actinopteri; Blenniiformes; Blenniidae. Gene Ontology annotation, cellular component: membrane. The record is from RefSeq and is a predicted model, not a curated record.
GAAGUUCGAAGGAGGCAAGUUCUCAAGUUGGAUGUGAAAACUCAGAGGGAAGUGGCUGCGUUUAUGUGUCACACACUCCGAGGACUCAGCUGAAAUUCACCCACCGAGGAGACCGGCGAAGCCUCGAGGGCGCCAUGUCUGGGGGCAACAGCUGGACCAUCCUCACUUCUGAGGAGACUGUUGCUGAAACCCUGAAGCCUUUGACAGGGGGGGCGGACCAGCAUGAAGAAAGCCAAACAUCUGCAGCAGAUUGUGGGGAGGCCGCCCGGCCUGCUAACGGCGCUGAGUCUGCAGACGCUCUACAUGUGGACGACUACCUUGUAUCAGAGGAAAAACCAGCAGCGCUGAAUGGAGACAGCACAGAUCAACACACCACGGUCACCGACAGCCCCGUUCCGUCCUGUAUUGAAGUGUCUGCCCGCCUGGUCCAUUGUGACGAUGAAGUCGGCGACACACAGGUCCCGUCUGACGACCAGGCCCAGUUCAGCCCCGACCCCGACUCGUUCUCCGACUCCUACACCCACGUCACCCCCUCCGCCGACGAGCCCCCGGCCUCGCCGCUCAGCACAGAGACUCUUGGAAGUGCAGAAUUCUCCCAGGAGGAGGAUAAACUCUCUCUGGAGGCAACGCUGCAUCCGCUUAACGGGGAGAAGCUGCACCAAGACGAGGAGGAGUCAGACUCUUAUUUAAGGACAACCGACUUAGGAAAACAGGCAGAACCCGCUGCAGACUCGGAGGCGGCGGAUGAGAAGACGGGAGAGGAGGACGAGCCAGAGGUGAGGAAGCGAAGGUCUCUGUUAGCAGCUCUGGAGCAGAUCGGACAGCGAGAGGAGGACGAGGUCGAGGAAGAGUUUCAGCUGCCGCAGCGAGAGGACGGCAGCGGCUUCUCUGUCAAUAAAUGCAUCCUGGGCGCCGUGAUCCUUCUGGGCCUGGGCACCAUCUUUUUCUCAGGUGUCUUCAUGGACCUGGAUGAGGAGAGCGACUAUACCAGGGAGCUGAACGAGGCCGCGGCGGCAGGAAAGCAGGAAUGGCUUAAUCCCGAGGUUCCUCCAGACCCAGUAGGUGCUGACAGUUCAGCGCUCCUAAAUAAGUUAGCCGAAGGGACUGAGCAGAUUUCUGUGCUUCAAGCCCAACUUCAGGCCCAGAAAGAUGAGCUAAAAGUAGCCAUGGGACAAGCAGCAGAGGGAGCGAAGGAGCGGCUGCGCUGGGAGGAGGUGGAGAAGGAAAACAGUAGGUUGAAGACAGAGGUGGCUUCUCUCCCUGUCCUUCUGAAAGAGAACGAGAGGAUGAAGAAGGAGCUGGAGUCUAUCCCGGCCCUACAGAAAGAAGUAGAAACUCUGAGAUCCACUGUGACUGAAUUAAAACUUUCUUCAGCAGCCCCUCAAACAGAGCCCGAUCCUGUGGAGCUGGCCACAGCCCCCCCUGGUGGCCAGCCAGAGGACAGCAAGCCUGAAACAGCUGGAUCUGAGGGGAGACGGGAUAGGAAGCAAUGGGAUGAACGGAAGGAGAAGAAAAAAGAUCCGAAGAGGGACAAACAUGACACCGGUGAAGUGAAGGAUUGGAAAGAGAGAGAUAAAUCUGUUUGGAAGGAAGGAGAGAAGAGGGAGCACAAAGACGGAGGAAAAACGGAGCGUAAGAAAGUAAUACGCGAGUUCGACAAGGAUGGUCAGCACAGGAAGCACGGUGAAGAGACGAAACACUGGAAGGAGAAGGACUGGAAGAAAGACAAGGAUGGACGAGGGGAUGAAGGAAAGUCCUGGAAGAACAGAGAUGGGAAGAAAGAGUGGCGAGAGAAGAGUGAGGGCAAAGAAUGGAAGGAUGAAAAAGACAGGAAAAAGGUGAAGUCUGAGAAAGUGAAGGAGGGAAAACAGUGGCGAGGGAAAGGAGAGGACAAAGACUGGAGGAGUGGAGAGAAGCAGAGGAGCAAGGAGGAGUGGAAGAAAACUAAAGAUGGCUACAAGGAGGGAAGGAAAGAUAAGGAGUGGAAGAAUAAAAAUGACAAAGAUCAGGGGAAAGAAGGAAGAGGAAGGGGUGAGCGAAAGCAGUGGGAAGGAAGCACAGAAAGGUCAGGUAAGGAGGAGAGGAAGCGCCUGAAAGAGCAGGAGUGGAAGAGCAAGAAUGGAAAACAUGAGAAGGAGUGGAAGAGGAAAGACAAGAGGGUUGAAGAAGAGGACUGGAAGAAAGAGAAGAAGCACGGCGGAGGAGGGACGAAAGACAAAUCGAAGAAGAACCGGGUCGUCGAUGAUCACGGGCAUCUCUACGGAGAGCGCAAGCCGUCCCACUCGCACCGCAAGCCCUCGGUGGGCGAGGCCGAGUACUGGGUGCAGCAGAAGGACCGCCUCCACCACGACCCCAAGCCGCCGCAGCAGUGCGACUCGGUGGAGGCCUGCGCCCAGCGGGAGCGUCUGCGCCCCGUCCCCCUCGCCGAGUUCGAAGCCGUCCUCCAGACCUACCUGGCCAAGGCCCAGGAGGCCGGAGUGGACCGGUCCAAGAUGGAGGAGCUGCAGAAACUCACCCCCGACUUCUUCCGGGACGGCGUCUUCGUUCACGACAAGAUCAGCUUUCAGGACUUUGUGGAGGACGUCGGGGACAUCCUGGAAGACAUGGUGGAGGUGGACGAGGACGGCGACGAGGAGGACAGCGCCAUCGAGGAGGAGAUGGAGGGGUUUGAACAGGAAGUCAUGAAGACGUUUUCAGUGGCCGGAGACAAAGAGAGGCGGAGCAAAGGGGAGUGGAGGAAGGAGAGCGUCCCGGGACGCGGCUGACGGAGACGUGGAAUCGAUGGAUCUGUGGAAAGUGGCCAAGACGAGUCGGGACGGAUUCGGUUUAUUCAAAGGGAACAUUUCUUGUUGAAACACUCUUAGAAGCACACGGUUAUCAACCUGUCGUUCCGUUCACAGGAUGGCUUCUCUUGUGUCCCACUUUCAUCUGGUGUCCAAGGAAUUAAUGUCGUUUCACUGUUUUAAGUUUGGAGUUUGGUAUUAUAUCUCCACACACACACAAAAUAGUAUCCUGGGUCACAGCUGCAUCUCCCACUAUGAUGAUGUUUUGUUUGUGUUUUUUUUGUGGGAAAUGCUUACUUUCUUGUGUACCUCUAACUUCUUAUUUAUAGCUGCACGUGCAGCUGAUGAGCACGUCUGUUGCUGUGAAGGUCAUUUCUGCUCAUUUCUGCUCACUGCGCUGCAGUUUCUCUUUCUGCAUAUGAGGGAUUAAAGCGGUCGGACAGAACUGGUUGCACUGACACAUUUCUGAAUAAUUUACUCUGUAGUUUAUUUAAACUAAACACGGCGCUGCACCCUCAUUGUUUCUUUACUCCUGCUUCAGGCCUGCUUCUGAAUAGUGCCAUCAUUAAAUAUCGAUUUAUAUUAAUUGAUUCUUGGACUCGGUGAUAAAAUACUUAAAUUCAGAGCAGUGGGUCGGUUGAGGAGCUUUUUUUUUUUUUUUUUCUGUUUUGCUUGAGAGUAAAUUGUAAUAAAAAAUAAGCAAAGGUUUUAAACUGUUAAGUUUUGAUUAAUUGAACUGAAUUUAGUCUUAGUUUAAGGGGCCAGAUGUGAAGACUUGCCAACUGUUCUUAAUUCUAAGCAUCUAACUGGCGUGAGAAUAGUUCUUUCUACACUUUGAAAACCUGAUGUGUGGGAUCGACUCAACACAACACUGAACAGAUUUAAAGAAAACCUUGUUGGAAAAAAAAUAUAUUGCAGCUACUUUACUUUGUACAUAUUGCAUUAAAUGUGUUCUUCAGAACUUGCUGAAAAUUUAGACACCAGAUUAAUUUAUAGAGUUUGGCUUUGUUAUAGAAAAUAAUUGAUGGGCACAUAAGAUAAACUGUAUAUUUAUUUUCAGGUACAGAAGUUGUUUCGUGCACUAAAAGGUUCUUAAUAACUGUUUUAUUUGAAUGUAACAGUUGCAGUCUUAGGUUGUCCGCGGUACUUAAGGAGUCAAAGACAUUUUCUUUAUCUGUUUACAUGUCGAUGGACUUGAAAUGCGUCUGACUGAAGAGUCGACAGCAGUGCAGAGGCUGCUUGGAGGCAGGACGGCGCUCUGUGUGGGCCGUUUGGCAGCUGACAGAGCUCUGAAUGUCAGGAUGUUCAUGUUUGCCAACGUUGCUGUAAUGAAAGAAAAAUAAUAAAUGUAAU